AUUUCCUAAGUUAAUGUCAGUUAUGGAAAAACCAAAGUUCUUAAGCAGAGCUCACGAAGUCAGCAUUAUGUCUGCAAGGAAGCCUAAAUCAAGCCCCUUUUCGACAUCAAAAUCAAUAAAGGAUAAGGAAGCUGUAAUCUUGCCGAAAAAGCAGAAGACAUUUUGAUACACUAAUAAUAGUUUUGUUGCUAAAAAUCAGGUAACUCCGUUAAAUCUUCAAGCAUUUUCAAGGGAAUUAAAAUCAGAUCAUAAUACUUGGAUAGAGAUUAAUGAACUCAAAAAGAAAAUAGGUAGCCUUAAGUCCUUCGAAUCAAAUAUUGAGAAUGAGCCUUUGAUCACAUUUGAAAGGCAAGACACUUUCAGUCCAUAUGAAGUUAAUAACAUUUCAUCACGUCUUUGAGAUCCUAGAAAGUCGAGUAAAAGGAAUUUUGGGAGAGAUACACAAAAUUUCCUCCCUCUGAAUAACAACAGCUUGAGUAAGAGAAUGGAUGGUUUCCACAGUAAUCGCAAGAGAAAUCUGUCGAAUACUCAUCAAAUCUAUCCAGAGUCUUUGAAGAAUGAGAAUCUAGUCUCUUUGGUUCCUGAAAUUUCCCAUGAUAGUUACAAAGAUCAGCCUAAAGAGAAGAAAGUGCAUCACCAAGCUAGAUCGUCCAUUAUCUUUAAAAAGCCAACUAACCAAGAUUUGGAUUUUAGUGAAGGGACUGAUGUGGAGGUGGCUCAAAGAACUUUCCAAGACACUUCUAAAUCAGGUGUUGAAAAGAAACUCGAAAACACAUACUUACAUGCAAGAAAGCACUUAAGAAGGAACCAGAAUAGGCUUCAGAGAAAAAUAGUUAACGACAGUAUUACUUCCAUGGAGAAAACUGACAGAAAGGAUGACUCUUUGAGUGAUUGUUCAACUGGGAGAGUCAACAAGAUGAAGACCCAGGCUCCAACAUUCUUCAAUUCUGAAGUGCAGUCAUGAGACGAACUAAAAAGCAAUAUUUCAGACUGUUCAAAAACCAUUACAGAGCCCGAACAUGUCAGAGUGAAAGUCUCUCAUCUGAGAUCUGCUAAAGUUUCCAGAACAGUUUGAAAAUGUAUUUGUGGUCAAAUCGAAAAUAAAGUAAAGAAGCUAGAGACUUGUGGAGAAUAUUGUAAAAAUUCAAGCUCUUCUCAGCAAUUUCAAGCUAUAUUCGGGUCUAAAAAUAAGUUGAUGCCAGACGAUAGUUCUUCAAAAGAUUCAUACAUUGUAGCAUCUUCUUGGUGGAGAAAAUGGUGUGAUUUCAUCAAUAUUGAAUAUAAUACUUUUGAAGAAUUAAUGAAGCAAACAACUGCUCAUAAGGUAUCCUCAGAAAUGUUCAAGUUUGAUAAUAAUACUAGUGUCUGAGUUUCAGGGAACUUCCAAAGUUAUUAUGCUGAUUCACUCUACAUGAGUAACCUCUAUGGAACAAAAUCAGGAGCACAAAAUAAUGAAUUAGAGGAAUCUCACAAUGUACAACAAAUAGCAGGUAGAUCUUAUCAAACAUCAGAGAAUGGAACUAUCUUUCUAAAAUCUGAUAGCGAUGACCAUGUGUAUUCUAAACCAGGAAAGAUCAUUAACAAAGAUUUGGUGAGAAUCUACCACUCUUUAGAAUCAAAUGAGGAAAUAGCCUCUUUAAAAGCAAAUAUGCAGGAAGGGUACGACUAUAUAAAAGUUAACAAAAGAUGAUGGGACUUGCUUAAAAGCUGGUACGAAUUUGAUUUCGAAGUCAUUGCUCCAAACUUUGACUCAGGAUCAUGAUUAUCUUGUUUAUAG
Moneuplotes crassus is the source of this 1777-nucleotide messenger RNA. The record is from the annotation of a GenBank genome assembly. NCBI's taxonomy places the organism in Eukaryota, Ciliophora, Spirotrichea, Euplotida, Euplotidae.